Rubroshorea leprosula is the source of this 2264-nucleotide messenger RNA. NCBI's taxonomy places the organism in Eukaryota, Viridiplantae, Streptophyta, Magnoliopsida, Malvales, Dipterocarpaceae. The record is from the annotation of a GenBank genome assembly.
ACCCCUAGAUCCCUUCUUCUUCGAAAACCCCUAAAUCUUCUGGUAAUAACCGGCAACCAUUCCUUCUUCUUCUUCAACCCAUAAAUCCUCUGGAACUACUCUUGAUUCUUUCUUCUCGAAACCCUUGAUUCCAAGUCGGAUCUGUUGGCAGCGGCGUAGGUUAAGGAGAACAAAAACAAAGGCGUGAGGUUUCAAGAGGUCUGGGCCCUCUGAUGUCCACCCAAACCAAGCUUCUUCGAUGUUGACCGUGAGAACCUAGAUCUGGGUUUUUCUCUCAUGUCCAUGUAUUGGGAUCUGGAGUAUUGAAAUGGGAUUCUUGAUUUUGACUUUGUAGGUUGUUCUUAUUGCUUUAGGUGAUGCGAUUUUUGCUUGCUAGAUUUGAUCAAGAAACCCAAAUUCUGAUAUGGCUUUUUCGCCGGAGAAGAUGAAGAUGAAGAUGCAUCUAAUGUGGGAUUCUCGUCGGAGAAAAUGAAAAACCCAAUUAAUGAAUCAAUUAGUUUUAUAUUUUUUAAAGGUUAUAGUAGCUUAAUUAAUUAUGAAUUAAUUGCUCCCUCAUGGAUCUUCUCUUCACUUUUGGAGGACGGCUCCAUUUGCACAAUGAGAGUAGGGAUGGCAAUUCUCCCCAUUUCUUGCUGGGCUCCAUGGGAAUCCCUGCUACGAGGAUGGGAGAGGAAUAUUUUUCCUUGCUGGUCUCAUUCUCAAUCUCUUUGUCUGUGGCUCACCCAUCCCUCACCUCCAUCUCACCUUCAAUUUCCUUUGUUGUUGCUACUGUCGAAUCCAUCUCCUCUGCUGUUGCCGGAUCCAUCUACUCUAUUGCUGCUGCUGCUGUUGAAGACAUCUACUCUACUGCUGUUGCUGCUGAAGCCUGCUGCUGCUAAAGCCAUCUACUCUGCUGUUGUCGAAUCCAUCUGCUCUGCUACUGUGCCAAAGACAUAUACUCUGCUAUUGCUGCUGCUGAAUCCAUCUCCUCUGCUGCUGAUGAAGCCAUCUCUUUUGCUGCUGCUGCUGGAUGUAUCUACUUUACUAUCGUCGGAUCCAUCUACUCUAUUGCUGCUACCACCAUCGGAGCCAUCUGUUGCUGCUGCGCCGAACAACCGAAGCCAUCUGCUCUACUGCUGUUGCCACCAUUCGAGCCAUCUGCUGCUGCUGCUGCUGCCGGAGAUAUUUGAUGUUUAUUGGUGGGGAAUGGGGAUCCCCGCGGGAAAUGGGGAUGGAGGGCAAAAUUUGCCCUCCGUAAAAAAUUCUUGUGGGGAUCCCCAUCUUCGUCAUUCGUGGGGAUGGGGAUGGGGAUGGGGAGGGGUCCCCAGCCCCGCAAGGCACCCCGUUGAGAAAUCUCACCGCCUUAUUUCUACUAUUUAUAGCCUCGAGAAAACCCCAAAUUGGAGAGUAGAGAAGAGGAUUGAGAUCCGAUAGGUUAGGGUUUCUUACGGACGGGCGGACGACUGGUUUCUUCAAUCGAGAAAGGGCGACGAGAUCAAACACAGGGGGGGGGGGGUGUCUUCCUUGAAAUCAAAAGCCAUUAUACGGUAUGCCUAAGUCUUUGGAUUAAUUUUCCAAUUCUGUGUGAUUUUCAAUAUUCAAUAUUCUGCGUAUCCUCCGUUUAGGGUUUUAAAACCUUGAUUUGAUUCUCAAAAUUUCUAUUGGAGUCCGUCUUAAGGUUUGUCGAAUAUUCGAAUCACAACCCUGAUGCAAAUUAACCAAACCUCUGGUAUUGGGUUCGCCUGGGGUUUCUCGAAUCAACAAAACCUUAUUUGAACCCUGAAAUCCUUUUGAUUGAGGCUAAUUUGGGAUAUCAUAUGGCGUGAAACCUAAUGUUUUAUAUUCCAGAUUUGUGUUUCCCGAUUGGGCAUCUUUUGAUGUCUUUUAAGUUAUCUUCUGGUUGUUAACUCAGAUACUAUGAUCCAAUAUAUCUUUCUAUCCUGGAUGUGAAUAGCUUAAUGGUUGGUUGGACUUGGCGCUGCUGAAAAUAUUGGUGGGCAUAUAUGAAGUCAUUCUUCCUUGGAACCGGUAGCUGUUAUGGCAUUAUGUGUAUGGUUUAUACUAGAAAGCAACUUCUUGGUGCUCUGUCAACAACCAAUUAAUGAUACAUGAUAGGGAAUGACUUCUUUACUCUGCAGGUGUUGCUCCUUGUAUUGUAUUUAAAUGCUUUUUGUUCCAUCCAUUAUACGGAUAUGGCUACUGGCUUCUAAGCAAUAGUAGCUCCUAGUAUAAGGCAGCAAUAGAUGAUUGCUAUUGCUUACCCACAAUACAGUCUGAUGGCUACA